AUGUCAUCAGAAGAUCAAAUUGAAAACUCGAGUCUUGAAGAGCUCAGAGAUAUCCUUAUAAACAAGUCUGGCUCUGUCCCACUUGCACAUAGAUUCCGUGCCUUAUUCAGUCUAAAGUCUAUUGGUUCUGAUAAUUCUAAUCCUGAGCAAGCACACAAAGCCAUUGAGUACAUUGCCGAAUCAUUUCGUGACAACUCGGAGCUUUUGAAACAUGAAGUUGCUUACGUUUUAGGACAAACCCACGAUUUACACGCUGCAUCAUACUUGCGCGAUGUGUUGACAGAUGAUAACCAACAAGUUAUGGUUAGACACGAAGCAGCAGAGGCAUUGGGUGCUUUGGGUGACAAGGAUUCAUUGGACUUGCUUCAAAAGUAUUUUGUAAACGAUCCUUCUUUGGAAAUUAGACAGACUUGUGAGCUAGCAAUUGAGAGAAUUAAAUGGGAGAACUCUGAAUCUGCAAAGAAAGAGAAUUUGGAGAAAUCUCUUUACGAAUCGAUCGACCCUGCGCCACCUUUGGCAACUGAUGCAACUAAUUCGUCCAAGAUUGACAAGUUGCAGAGUAUAUUAAACGAUCAAGAAAAGCCUUUAUUUGAAAGAUAUAGGGCAAUGUUUAGAUUAAGAGAUAUUGGAACCGAUGAAGCAUGUUUGGCAUUGGCCACCGGGUUCGAUGACCCUAGUGCAUUGUUCAAGCAUGAAGUUGCUUACGUGUUUGGUCAACUAUGCAACCCAGUGACUGUUCCUUCUUUGAUUAAGAUUUUGAAGGAUGAGUCUGAAGCCGGUAUGGUGAGGCACGAAGCGGCUGAGGCCUUGGGAAGUAUUGCCACUGAUGAGUGUUUACCAGUGUUGAGAUCCUUCCUUAACGAUAAGGAGCAAGUGGUCAGAGAUUCUGCCAUUGUUGCCCUUGACAUGUAUGAAUAUGAAAACUCAGGUCAAUUAGAGUACGCUACGGUGCAGUAG
This is a messenger RNA of Lodderomyces elongisporus, 957 nucleotides long. RefSeq names its product deoxyhypusine monooxygenase (gene LIA1). Lineage: Eukaryota; Fungi; Ascomycota; Pichiomycetes; Serinales; Debaryomycetaceae. The coding region runs from base 1 to 957 and encodes 318 amino acids. Gene Ontology annotation, molecular function: deoxyhypusine monooxygenase activity. The record is from RefSeq and is a predicted model, not a curated record. The transcript has a single exon. Gene Ontology annotation, biological process: peptidyl-hypusine biosynthetic process.